UCUCCCCCUCCUUCUCCUCUUUAUCUUCCUGUUCUCUUAAAUCAGCUCACACUUUUCUCUUUCUUUCCUUCUGUCUGUUGCUCUCCCUCUAUCUUCAAGUUAGUCUCUUGUUUACAUUAAUUGUUGAUAGAAUUUUUUUCCUACUUUUUCUACAUUUUCUAAUUGAUUUCUGGUCAUCUUUAAAUCUCCACCAUGAAUAUCGCCCGACUUUCCAUGUUAGGGAGACUCAAUCCAAUUUCUCCAAAGUUUCCUGGUUCUUUCUUUUCUUUUGGUAGACAUUUUUCUUCUCAAAGUUCCGAAUAUAUUACCUGUGAUGUACGAAAUGGUGUUGCUGUUGUUAAAUUUGACAAUCCAAAGGAAAAGGUCAACAGUCUUUCCGAAGAGUUCAGCAGUCAAAUGGAAGCUCAUCUUGAACGGAUCUUGACCGAUUCCAGUAUUACCUCUGGUGUAUUAAUCUCUGGUAAACCUGAGAAUUUCAUUGUUGGUGCUGAUAUUACAAUGCUUGAGAAAUGUAAAUCAGCCGCUGAAUCUGAAACACUUGCUAGAGGUGGACAAGAUAUGCUUCUUCGUCUACGGUCAAGUCCUAAACCUGUUGUCGCUGCCAUUAUGGGCCAAUGUCUUGGUGGUGGUUUAGAAGUUGCCAUGAAUUGUCAUUACCGAAUCGCAGUUAAAGACAAGAAAACUGUGCUCGGUCUUCCGGAAGUCAUGUUAGGCCUUUUACCAGGAGCAACUGGUACUCAACGAUUACCUGCUUUGAUCAAUCUACCCGAAGCUUUAACUAUGAUGCUCACUGGAAAACAAGUUCGUGCUGAUAAAGCCAAGAAAUUAGGUUUAGUUGAUCUUUUGGUUAAUCCAUUAGGUCCUGGAAUCAAGUCACCAGAGAUUAUGACAUUAGAAUAUUUAGAACAAGUUUCCGUUCAAAUAGCUGAACAAUUAGCUAAAGGAAAAUUAACCCCCAACCGAAAGAGACCUUUACCUGAGAGAAUUCAAGCUUUAUUGUUCAAAAAUCAAUAUGUUCGGGAUAACCUUGUAUUUGCCAAAGCUAAACAAGGUGUCAUGAAACAAACACAGGGACUUUACCCUGCACCUCUCAAGAUUUUGGAUGUUGUCAAAACGGGACUGGAAAAAGGUGAACACGCUGGACUGGAGGCCGAACGUCGAGGUUUCGGUGAAUUAGCACAAACACCCCAUUCAAAGGCUCUUAUUGGUCUUUUCCGAGGUCAAACACUUUGUAAAAAAAAUCGAUUCGGUAAACCAGCUAAAGAACCUAAAACAAUCAGUGUACUUGGUGCAGGUUUAAUGGGUGCAGGUAUCGCUGCGGUAUCUUUAGAUAAAGGAUUUGAUGUUGUUAUGAAGGAUAUGAAUGCCAAUGGUUUAACUCGAGGUUCUCAACAAAUAAGUAAAAUCUAUGAUGGUUAUGCGAAAAGAAAACGUAUCACUCAAUACGAGAAGGAUGUUUAUCUUUCUCGGCUUCAGCCCAGUUUGAACUAUUCCGAUAUCUCCAAAUCAGACAUAGUUAUCGAAGCCGUUUUCGAAGAUAUCAAAAUCAAACAUGCCGUUGUAAAGGAGGUUGAAAGUAUCGUUCGACCUGAUUGUGUUUUCGCAUCUAAUACAUCAGCUUUACCCAUUGCUCAAAUUGCCGAAGCCUCUAAACGACCUGAAAAUGUUGUAGGAAUGCAUUACUUUUCACCCGUUGAUAAAAUGCAACUUCUUGAAAUCAUCACAACCGAUAAAACAACCAAAGAAGCCGCUUCACAGGCCGUUCAAGUUGGUCUUAAGCAAGGAAAGGUUGUAAUCGUUGUUAAAGACGGUCCUGGUUUCUACACAACUCGAAUUUUGUCCUUCACCAUGUCGGAAGCUUUCCGACUUCUCCAAGAAGGUGUCGAACCCACAAAACUUGACAAACUUAGCAAAGCCUAUGGUUGGCCUGUUGGAACUGCGACUCUCCUUGAUGAGGUUGGAAUGGAUGUCGGUGCUCACAUUGGUGUUUAUCUCGAGGGUAUUUUCAAGGAAAGACUCAACGGUGGCACUCGAGCAUUAGGAGAUGACAUAAUGGCCUCCGGAUGUUAUGGUCGUAAGUCGGGUAAAGGUUGGUACCUUUACGACAGCUCCGUUAAAAAGGGUUCACCAAGGCCAAUGAAUCCCGUCAUGUUGGAUAUCCUUAAGCGCCAUUCCCUCACACCUAAAUUAGAAAACACUGAUGAACAAAUUCAAAUGAGAUUAGUUGUCCGGAUGGUCAACGAAGCCAUUUUGUGCCUACAAGAAGGUGUUCUUCACAAUCCGUUGGAAGGAGAUGUUGGCGCUGUUUUCGGCCUUGGAUUCCCUCCUUUCCAUGGUGGACCAUUCCGAUUUGUUGACCAUUAUGGAGCUGGACGAUUAGUGUCAUUAAUGGAAACCUUCCAGAACGCUUAUGGCCCCGAGUUCGCCCCAUGCCAAUUACUACUCGACCACGCUAAAGACCCAACACUCCGAUUCCAUAAAUGAUGAAAUAUUUUUUUCUAAAACAACAACAG
This is a messenger RNA of Panonychus citri (citrus red mite), 2513 nucleotides long. RefSeq names its product trifunctional enzyme subunit alpha, mitochondrial-like (gene Mtpalpha). Bases 193 to 2484 code for a protein of 763 amino acids. Lineage: Eukaryota; Metazoa; Arthropoda; Arachnida; Trombidiformes; Tetranychidae. Gene Ontology annotation, molecular function: enoyl-CoA hydratase activity; NAD+ binding; long-chain (3S)-3-hydroxyacyl-CoA dehydrogenase (NAD+) activity. The transcript is spliced from 8 exons. Gene Ontology annotation, biological process: fatty acid beta-oxidation. Gene Ontology annotation, cellular component: mitochondrial fatty acid beta-oxidation multienzyme complex; mitochondrion. The record is from RefSeq and is a predicted model, not a curated record.